UUAACACUCCAUAGGGCCGGAGCCCGACGUCUGGCGGUGACGUCGCCGGCAGGGCGGGGCCAACAUUCCAGCCGCCGUGUACUUUUGUCUCUACGUGGAGGAGGCAGGACCGCGAGCUGGACGCUGUCUGGAAUUUCAGGCGCACCGACAUCUCACCUUUUCUCCGACUGACCAGCUCAGGUCAAUCACGGAAAAAUGUCUGGAAAGAUAACGAAAGAGGAGAUGGAGGAGAUGAGGGAGGUCUUUAGGAAGAUUGAUCUGAACAACGAUGGACAUAUCCGUGAUUAUGAACUCAAUGCGCUCCUUAAAGACGCCGGCCAUACCCUACCUGGAUACAUGGUUCGAGAGAUCAUCCAGAAACUCGACCGCAACAUGGACAACCAGAUCAGCUUCGAAGAGUUUUUGUCGAUUGUCCAGGACCUGAGGGGCAGUGAAGUAGCAAAAACUUUCCGCAAAGUCAUCAACAGAAAAGAAGGCAUCCUGGCUGUCGGAGGGAUGUCUGAGCUUUCAAGCGAGGGCACACAGCACUCGUUCUCUGAGGAGGAGCGAUACGCCUUUGUGAACUGGAUCAACACGGCUCUGGAAAAAGACCCCGACUGCCAACAUGUCCUGCCCAUGGAUCCCAACACUGACUCUCUCUUCACGUCUGUCGGAGACGGUAUAGUCCUCUGCAAAAUGGUGAACCUGUCAGUGCCAGAUACUAUUGAUGAGAGGACCAUAAAUAAGAAGAAGCUGACACCGUUCACAAUACAGGAGAAUCUGAACCUGGCCUUGAACUCGGCUUCUGCUAUCGGCUGUCAUGUGGUGAACAUCGGCGCUUUGGACCUUAAAGAGGGGAAGCCUCAUCUGGUUCUGGGCCUGUUGUGGCAGAUCAUUAAGAUCGGUUUGUUUGCCGACAUCGAGCUCAGCAGAAACGAAGCACUGGCAGCAUUGCUGAGAGACGGGGAAACCCUGGAGGACCUGAUGAAGCUGUCUCCAGAAGAACUGCUGUUGCGCUGGGCAAACUUUCACCUGGAAAAUGCUGGCUGGCAGAAGAUCAACAACUUCAGCUCUGACAUCAAGGACUCGAGGGCCUACUUCCACCUCCUGAAUCAAAUCUCUCCAAAAGGCACUGAGGAAGAUCAGCCACGCAUAGACAUCAACAUGGCCGGCUUCAGCGAGAAAGACGACAUGAAGAGGGCAGAGGCCAUGCUGCAGCAGGCUGACAAACUCGGCUGUCGACAGUUUGUCACCCCAGCUGACGUCGUCAGUGGAAAUCCCAAACUCAACCUUGCCUUCGUGGCCAAUUUGUUCAACAAAUAUCCAGCGCUGACCAAACCAGAGGGUGAAGACAUCGACUGGGGACUGUUGGAAGGUGAAACACGAGAAGAGAGGACUUUCCGAAACUGGAUGAACUCUCUGGGAGUGAAUCCACACGUCAAUCAUCUGUACGGAGACCUACAGGAUGCCAUGGUCAUCCUUCAGCUGUAUGAGAGGAUUAAAGUGCCUGUUGACUGGAACAACAAGGUCAACAAGCCGCCUUACCCCAAGCUGGGAACCAACAUGAAAAAGUUAGAGAAUUGUAACUACGCAGUUGAACUGGGCAAAACAGCCAAGUUCUCCCUCGUUGGCAUCGGCGGGCAGGACCUGAACGAUGGCAACGCUACCCUGACUCUGGCACUGGUGUGGCAGCUGAUGAGAAGAUACACGUUGAAUGUACUCGAGGAACUCGGUGACGGACAGAAAGUGAAUGAUGACAUCAUUGUAAAGUGGGUGAACCAAACGUUGGCGGAGGCUGGAAAAUCGACCAAGAUUUCAAGCUUUAAGGACAAGGAGAUCAGCAGCAGUUUGGCGGUAUUGGAACUGAUAGACGCCAUCCAGCCCGGCAGCAUCAACUACGAGCUGAUAAAGACCGGCAGCCUCUCUGAAGACGACAAGCUGGAGAACGCCAAGUAUGCCGUCUCUAUGGCGAGGAAGAUCGGAGCCCGCGUCUACGCUCUCCCAGAAGACCUCGUGGAGGUCAAGCCCAAAAUGGUGAUGACAGUCUUUGCCUGCUUGAUGGGUCGGGGGAUGAAGCGAGUCUAAGAGACACUGGCUGGGAUCAUUGUGACACUUAACUAAACUUGUACCCGCAAGCCAUUAGUGUUUCCAAAAGAGCUCCCACAACUGAAGGAAUGAAGAUUUUUUUUUUGUUUUUUCGAAUGAGAAUAACGUGACGAAAUGAAGUUACAGAAUCAUAAAUUUGCAUGUAUCCCUGCCUAUUUCGAGGUGUUUACUGAAGAAGUCCUCUUAUGUAGUCGACCAUACUAAAAAAGAAAAUUUAAGAGAUGGGUCUCGCGGCGUGACACAGGACAACUUGUUACUUUCUAUAUGCAGACGUCUUGAUUAAUGUAUAAGAAUGCUGUUUGGUUUUUUUUUUUAAAGAAAGCGAGUAUGCAUAUUUCCAGCUGCAAGGUUGUUUACAUAUUUUUAUUCAGACUGAUAAGUAAAUUAUAUCCUUGACUAAGCAAGACACAUUCCUGAAUACCAUACUUAUGAAAAAAUGCUUGACAAGGCGGGAAGAGGGGGGAAAAAAGAAAAAGAGAGAGAGUCAGAGGCGAGAUGUUUCGGUGGAGCACAUGUCGAAAGACACCCAAACAUUCCCUCUCAUGAAAUGAAGCAUGUCUUAAUAACUGGCACCAUAAACUUCUACAUAUCUGCAUACAGAAGCCAUACGGUCACAUUAUAUUAAUGACCAGUCUGAUGUGCUGUCUGUUUUUCUUGUACUCGUCAUUUGUUUGUUUUUUGGGAUUAUUCUCCGUGAGGUAAAAAUGCUGUUUUUUUUCGGGGGUGUUUAGUCUUUGUUGUAUCUGGCUUCAGUUUCUUUUCUUUUUUUUUUGUCUGUUACGUUGGAUAAGGAGCAGGCUGACUGGACUCUCCUGACUUCUGCUGUGCCUUCCUCUUUGUCUCAAAGACGACUUGUACUCGUUUUUUUUUUUUUUUUUUUUUUUUUUUUUUUUUUUUUUUUUUCUU
Molecule: messenger RNA, 2991 nt
Organism: Larimichthys crocea (large yellow croaker)
Lineage: Eukaryota; Metazoa; Chordata; Actinopteri; Sciaenidae
Product: plastin-3
Exons: 16
Coding region: 196-2064 (622 amino acids)
Biological process (GO): actin filament bundle assembly; actin filament network formation
Cellular component (GO): actin filament bundle; cytoplasm; actin filament
Molecular function (GO): actin filament binding; calcium ion binding
Source: RefSeq, a predicted model, not a curated record